Messenger RNA from Sinocyclocheilus grahami, 675 nucleotides. Its product is annotated as E3 ubiquitin-protein ligase ZNRF2-like. The record is from RefSeq and is a predicted model, not a curated record. The coding region runs from base 220 to 675 and encodes 151 amino acids. The transcript has a single exon. NCBI's taxonomy places the organism in Eukaryota, Metazoa, Chordata, Actinopteri, Cypriniformes, Cyprinidae.
CGAAGCGUCACGUUUCCACGCGCGAGGACAUGGCCCAGGCGACGUUAGUUAGAAAGCAACAGCGAAUGAGGCAAAAACAAGCGCGGGAAACCGCAACUUCACGCUGACGCCGAUUUAAAAAGCCCUUCGCAAAAAAGUUUCGCCGGUGACGUCAGAUGUAACGGACGACGCUUCCCGGUGUGCGUGUUUGUUUGUCUUUAAUCAUUAAAACCGGACGGAAUGGGGGCCAAACAGAGCAGUCCCGCUGAAAACGGCCGCACUCGAGCGUACUCCGGCUCGGAUCUCCCGUCGAGUAACGGCGGCAGAACGGCGGCUGUGGCGAUGCGGUUUCCCGCUCACGGCGCCUCAGGUGCUUCAUCUUCAUCGGCGUCGUCCUCAGCGGCGGUGGCCUCGCACUAUACCGGCUCCAGGACGCGCUCCGUCGGGGGAGGCACUGGAGGACCGGCCGCAAGACCCCAGUCGAGCAUUAAUAUACCGACCUCGGGAGCGUACAGUUCUCAGGACUCCGGUAACAGCACACCGGAGGAGAACGGCGGAGAGAGAGAGCGGUCCACCGGCGCUCCGAGGCUCUUGAUCGGAUCUUUACCUGCUCACCUGUCGCCUCAUCUCUUCGGAGGUAAGAGUUACGCAAGUCCACCUAAGCAACAACCAGUUUGUGUUCAACCAGAUGUUUAA